AUGGACCAGCCAUAUCGAGGAGCUUGUGCUGCUUGGCAAUUCAAGGUCACGCAUGCGGACGAGGGAGCCGUCUGGCACCCAACUGCCCGACUUUCGCCUGGACUAUCAUCGGAUGCACAGUCUCAAUUCCCUCCCACACCGCACGAGGGAAGCCCCAGUGUUGUCACGAUUGGCGCAGGGAUGAGAACUUUGCUCGAGUGUAUCAGAGACGAGUUGGACCUCAAAAGCGCUCAGAUUUACGUCGAUCGGAUAGGCUGCAAUGAGAAGUGCAGAUUCGACACGGAAGCAGCAUAUAAUGUGGCGUGUGGUGUCUACCCUGCUGUAACUUCAUGGGUCGACGUAAAAGAGCUGGAUGACUUGGCGGCGGACAUGGAAGUCGAACUUCGCGAUGGCUCUUAG
Molecule: messenger RNA, 399 nt
Organism: Pseudocercospora fijiensis CIRAD86
Lineage: Eukaryota; Fungi; Ascomycota; Dothideomycetes; Mycosphaerellales; Mycosphaerellaceae
Exons: 2
Coding region: 1-399 (132 amino acids)
Source: RefSeq, a predicted model, not a curated record